This is a messenger RNA of Manihot esculenta (cassava), 1837 nucleotides long. RefSeq names its product nucleobase-ascorbate transporter 4. The transcript has 14 exons. The record is from RefSeq and is a predicted model, not a curated record. Gene Ontology annotation, molecular function: transmembrane transporter activity. Gene Ontology annotation, cellular component: membrane. The coding region runs from base 22 to 1686 and encodes 554 amino acids. NCBI's taxonomy places the organism in Eukaryota, Viridiplantae, Streptophyta, Magnoliopsida, Malpighiales, Euphorbiaceae. Gene Ontology annotation, biological process: transmembrane transport.
GGUGAUCCAUCUCUUUAUUUCAUGGGAUUACAAUUUAGUAUAGUGAUCGUGUGGACUUCUAUGAUCAUUCCCUCCAUGCUAGCCACAGUGAUGGGUGGUGACCAUGUGGAUAAAGCGGAGGCAAUCCAAAGUUCGCUGUUUACAGCAGCGAUAAACACGUUGCUGCAGAUUUUGUUCGGUUCUCAACUUCCUGUGGUGAUGCAAAUUUCACAAGCUUUCAUCUACCCUGCCAUCUCCAUUGCUAUAUCAACUACAAAUAAAUUUGGUGCCACUCUUACUCCUCGUCAGAUGUUCAAAAAAUCCAUGAGACGCAUUCAAGGAGCAAGUAUUAUUGGGUCCUUCCUUCAAAUCAUCGUUGGUUUCUCUGGUCUCGGCCAAAUCUUUGCAAGCAAGCUUAGCCUUCUCUCUUCUAUUCCUCUUGUGACUCUCACUGGACUUGAAAUGUACGACCGUGGAUUCCCACAGAUGGCGAAAUGUAUUGAAAUUGGACUCCCAGCAGUUUUUCUUGUAAUCUUUUCAACACAGUUCCUUCCAUAUCUUUGGAAAACCAAAAAUCCUAUGGUCAUUCGAUCAGUUAUGAUCACAGUCUCCAUUGGAAUUGCAUGGACCUUAGCAGAAAUUUUGACAGCGGCUGGUGCAUUUGAUAAUGCUUCUCAACAAACACAAACGACUUGUCGUACUGAUCGUUCUGCCCUCAUUCCUGCUGCACCUUGGAUAAAGAUACCAAAUCCAUUUCAAUGGGGCUCUCCCACUUUUGAAGCUAGAGAUGCCUUUUUGAUGAUGGCUGCUUGUGUUGUUGCCACUAUUGAGAGUAUCGGUACAUUUUCCACGUCAUUAAGAUUAGGAGGCGAAUAUCGUGCAAAACCCCCCAAACUUAAUCGUCCAAUUGGCACAAAGCCUAUUAAACAAUAUGGGAGUGCACUGCCUAUUUCACCUGAUCUACUCCGUUAUGCUAUUGGGUUUCAGGGAAUUGGAACUUUAAUUGAUGCAGUCUUUGGAAUGGGACUUGGCUCCACUGCUUCUGCUGAACAUUCAGGGUUAGUGGGGUUGACAAGGGUAGGCAGCCUCAGGAUCAAUUUUGUAUCAGCAAUUUUUAUGCUUCUCUUUUCCUCACUAGGUCUAGUAUUUCUAACCAAAUUACAUCUCUUUUACAUAUUAUUAUUAUUAUUAUCUAUAGGAAAACUGACUGCAAUUAUAGCUUCUGUACCUUUGCCAAUUCUGGCGUCUCUGCAUAUUGUCUUCUUCCCUUAUGUGGUUUCAACUGGGCUUGAAGAUUUGUAUUAUUGCGAGUUGGAUAAGUUCAGGUCGAAGUUCAUUUUAGGGAUCUCACUGUUUAUGGGUCUCUCAAUGAAUAAAUACUUCAGUAAUUAUGAUUUAUUUUCUGGUGAAGAUCUUCCUCAUUCAAGAGCCUCCUGGUUCAAAGACAUAAUGCAAGUGAUAUUCUCAUCUGCAUCAACCACUGCAACUAUAUUUGCUUUCCUUUUUGAUCUUGUAACUCCCAAACCCCCAAAGAAGGAAGAGGAGCCAAAGAAGGAAGAGGAGAAAGAGGAGAAGAAGAAGAAGAAGGAGGAGGAGGUGGCGCAGGGGUUGAGGCCGCUGAAAGAGGAUUGGAAAAUUUACUCAGAAUCAUCCCGUUCAAGCAGUUCAACUCUAGGGAUUCCUCCUUGGAGACGACAAUUCUACUAGAAAGAAGUACAUGACAAGUUUAUAUGGAUGCUCUUACAGGUGCUUUGGCAAUAAAGAAAAACACUUAUCUAGAUCAGCUUCGUCAUGAAUUCAAUACACAAAUAAAGCGAGUCAAUGAAUUUUUUUUUUUAAUAAUAUUAAAAUGCUUUUA